CUUUCCUGUAAAAAACGUCUUGAAAUUUUAACAUCGCAAAACCCCUCUUCUAUUAGUUCCUUUUCAGGCAGCCUAUCUUCCUCUUCAGCCUAUUUUCUUCAGCCUAUUUUGUCAUAAUUUCAUGGAUACAAUUUUAAGCAUGUGGAAUCAUUUUCCAUAUUUGUUCAUAAAUCAUCAUUCAUUCACUUGCCAGAUUCCUCAAAAUUUUGUUAGUAAAAGCCAUCAAAGACGCACUCUAUUGUUUCAUUUCACACACUCAAAUGGCUAUAGGGUUACAAGAGAGCACACACGACGUAGAAAUCAGAAACUCUAACCCUAAAUUUGAUGACGAUGGUCAAGUAAAACGAACCGGAACGUUGACGACCGCAACUGCACAUAUCAUAACAGCAGUGAUUGGAUCAGGAGUGUUGUCAUUGGCAUGGGCCAUUGCUCAAUUAGGCUGGAUUGCGGGGGUUUUUGUUCUCUUCAUUUUCUCCAUUAUUACUUGGUUUACUUCUACUCUUCUUAUUGAUUGUUACAGAUCUCCCACCACUGGAUCAAGAAAUUACACCUACAUCAAAGUUGUAAAAGCCAAUUUAGGAGGAACUUAUUACAAAUUUUGUGGAUUAGCUCAGUAUGGGACCUUUAUUGGAGGAACAAUUGGAUACACAGUCACUGCAUCUAUUAGCUUGGCGGCAAUUGUCAGAUCAAAUUGCUUCCACAAGAAAGGUCACAAUGCAGGAUGCCACACAUCAAAUAAUAAAUAUAUCACAGCCUUUGCGAUCACAGAGAUCCUACUAAGCCAAAUUCCAAAUUUUAGUAAGCUUGCGGGCCUCUCUAUUAUUGCUGCUGUAAUGUCUUUUGCAUACUCUUUCAUAGGCCUUGGUCUCUCCAUAGCAGAAAUUGCAGGAGGAAAUCAUCCGAAGACAAGCUUAACGGGAGUAACCAUUGGCGUCGAUGUUACAAGCUCAGAGAAAGUCUGGAACUCUUUGCGAGCCAUUGGAAACAUUGCCGUUGCCUAUACUUAUUCUAUUGUUUUGGUUGAGAUACAGGAUACACUGAAAUCAAGUCCACCAGAGAACCUAGUGAUGAAGAAGGCUAGCUUCAUUGGCAUCUCGGUCACCACUGUGUUUUACAUGUUGUGUGGAAUUUUAGGUUAUGCAGCAUUUGGAAACAAAGCACCAGACAACUUUUUAACAGGAUUUGGAUUUUAUGAACCCUUCUGGCUUAUUGACUUUGCUAAUAUGUGCAUUGUUGUUCAUCUUGUGGGAGCUUACCAGGUGUUUUGUCAACCCAUAUACCAUCUUGUGGAAGCAUGGUUCAGCCAACGGUGGCAGGAAAACAAAUUCUUAACAAAAGAAUACAGUGUUAAAAUUCCCAUGUGCAGAGUUCACUAUGUGAAUACUUUCCGGUUGGUUUGGAGAACAGCUUUUGUAACAGUAACUGCGGUGAUUGCGAUGAUAUUCCCCUUUUUCAACAGUGUUCUUUCACUACUUGGAGCUGGUUCAUUUUGGCCAUUGACAGUUUAUUUCCCAAUAGAGAUGUUCAUUUCACGGGCAAAGAUUGAACGUUUUUCUUUCACUUGGAUAUGGCUAAAGCUUUUGUCCAUGGUCUGUCUGAUCAUCUCUCUUAUUGUUGCUGUUGCAUCCAUUCAAGGCCUUGUUAAGGAUCUUCAAUUAUUCAAGCCCUUCAGUUCAGUUUCCUAGUUCAUUGUUUAUUGAAUAGAACGCUUGUAAAUAAAUUUUAUUAAUUUAUCUAUACAAUUGAGAUAACAAUCUAUAAUUAAA
Molecule: messenger RNA, 1766 nt
Organism: Mangifera indica (mango)
Lineage: Eukaryota; Viridiplantae; Streptophyta; Magnoliopsida; Sapindales; Anacardiaceae
Product: amino acid permease 6-like
Exons: 7
Coding region: 261-1685 (474 amino acids)
Cellular component (GO): plasma membrane
Source: RefSeq, a predicted model, not a curated record